Molecule: messenger RNA, 5280 nt
Organism: Etheostoma cragini (Arkansas darter)
Lineage: Eukaryota; Metazoa; Chordata; Actinopteri; Perciformes; Percidae
Gene: slc39a10
Product: solute carrier family 39 member 10
Exons: 10
Coding region: 130-2751 (873 amino acids)
Biological process (GO): intracellular zinc ion homeostasis; zinc ion import across plasma membrane; positive regulation of B cell receptor signaling pathway
Cellular component (GO): membrane
Molecular function (GO): zinc ion transmembrane transporter activity
Source: RefSeq, a predicted model, not a curated record
UGACAGCCCAGACACAAUCUGGCGGAAAGAAACGUCAGUGCUUUCUUCAAUGCACACUGCGCUGAUAGCGCAGACUGUUGGCCCGCCCCUACCGGGAUUCUACGGAUAGUUCGCAAGAGGCGUUGGUGAAUGACCUGCCUUUCGUGUGUUGACGUAAACCAGAAGUAUUUUUUCUCUUUUUUUUGGUACCGAGCGAAGGGGAGAUGCACACGGCACUCGAGUGAGGGGACCAGAAUUAAGGGGACAAUGCGAGUCCAAGCGCACACCAAGUUCUGUUUCCUGUGUGUGCUCACCUUCCUCUUCCAUCAGUGCAACCACUGCCUUGGAGACGGGCACAGCAGACUUCAGCAUACCAAUCACAGCCGUGUCCACAGUGACCUGCAGAUUUCUGAGGCUCCAUACGUAAAAGGACCCACUUUGUCCCCGGAGCCUGCAAGUCGCGAAGGGCACUCUUUAGAGGAGGAGCAGCGCUUCUACAUCCAGCAGCUGUUCAGGCGCUACGGCCAGAAAGAUAGGCUUGAUUUCCAGGGAUUUCAGAGCCUGCUGUUUAGCUUGGGCCUGGGUGAAGUGAAGGUGGUAGAUGUAGAUCAUGAGGAGCUAGGCCAUGACCAUGUAGCACACCUCGACCUGGUGGAUGUGCAGGAUGGGCUUCACUCACAUUCAUCCACCAAUGACGGCCAUAGCCAUGGCCAUGGCCAUGGGCACGGUCAUCCACACCACAAGACCGGCUCCCAUCAUCCACUCACAGAACAAGAACCGACAAAGUGCAACCAACAGACCACUGCUGCCAGUCCGUCUGCUGGUGCACCUACAGGACAUGAUCACCCUCAUAGGCGUUAUGCAGAACAUGAUAGAAGAAAAGAUGAUAGUGAUCAUAAACACUCUAAUGGACAUGUGCAGGGCACACAUGAUCAAGCACAUAACAAGGAGCACAAACAUGGGCAGGUACAGGUGGACUCUAACCACAAGGACCUGUCUUCUCAACCUCACAGUGACCACGGUCAAAGUGACAAUAUUGUCCCCGAAGUGCAGAAAGUCUCAGCCGUUCCUCCCCUCAGCCGGGAACAACAACUCUCUUUCCAGUCACAGCCGUCCCCAGACCCUCAGGUGCCACAGCCCACUCUUCCCACCAUAGGAAGUCGGCCCAAGAAGCCGGGAAAGCCAGGCAGGGUCAGAGGACAGCGAGGGCAGAACAAAACUACUCCUCUCACACCUCAGCCUGAUGACCAAGACCAUCAGUCUGAGGACAGUCAUGGCCAUGGUCACAGUCACGGUCACAUCCAUUUUCAUAAAGAUAAGAGAGAGGCAGCUGGAGGGCCUGCCAUCCCCACUUUGCCAGUCCCGGUCUUGUCUGGCCACCCAGAAGGAGUGGUUCACCAACAUGAGGAGUGUUUGAACCUGACUCAGCUCCUCGCCUUCUACGGCCUGAGUCCCGAUUCGCUCAUCUCGCCCAGCCAGUUCACCUACCUGUGUCCUGCCCUGCUUUACCAGAUAGACAGUCGUGUCUGCAUCCGCCAUUACCACCAGAUGGAUGUAGAGCAGAAAGCUUUGGAGCCCGUCAGUUCCGUGUGGGUGUGGCUCUGGGGGUUUGUGUCCAUCACCAUCAUCAGCCUGCUAUCUCUGCUGGGCGUGGUGCUCGUACCCAUCCUCAAGCAAUCCUGCUUCAAGUUCCUGCUCACCUUCCUGGUGGCGCUGGCCGUGGGCACGCUCAGUGGCGACGCUCUCCUUCACCUGUUGCCUCACUCCCAGGGACAGCAUGACCACAGCGAGCCUGCGACGAGUCGUGACACUGAUCUGGUAACAGCCUUUGAUGGGGUGUGGAAGGGCCUAACGGCGCUGGCCGGCAUCUACCUCCUCUUCAUCAUCGAACACUGUAUCGGCAUGUUCAAGCACUACAAAGACCACAGGGGCAUGAAGAAGCGGAGCGAGGAGGGCAAGAUUGGCAGGAAGUUGUCUGAUCACAAGUUAAAUCGGCGAUCAGAUGCAGAGUGGCUGCACUUGAAGCCGCUCAGUGAAGACCCUGACAGCACCGCCGUCUCCUGCGACAACGGUCACAACGACACGCAGCUCACAGAGCUCCAGACGCCCGACUCUCCCACCAACAAGACGCCGCUGGCACCCACAAUGCCCCAACAAGAGCACCGGUCGCCCACUAAGGAGAACGGACGCAAGGCCAAGAAGCACGGCCACUCGCACGGCCACGGCCACUCUCACGGUGGGAACUGCCACUCAGACCAGGAGAUGAAGGACGCCGGUAUAGCCAGCAUCGCCUGGAUGGUCAUCAUGGGCGAUGGCAUGCAUAACUUCAGCGACGGCCUGGCUAUAGGCGCAGCAUUCAGUGCCAACCUGACAGGAGGCAUCAGUACAUCAGUGGCUGUUUUCUGCCAUGAACUGCCUCAUGAACUUGGUGACUUUGCGGUGCUGCUGAAAGCGGGGAUGUCAGUGAAGCAGGCCAUUGCCUACAAUCUGCUGUCUGCCCUCAUGGCCUACGUUGGCAUGGUGAUUGGCACAGCUGUGGGCCAGUACACACACAAUGUCACCAGCUGGAUCUUUGCCAUCACGGCUGGCAUGUUCCUUUAUGUGGCUCUGGUGGAUAUGCUGCCAGAAAUGCUUCACGGGGACAGUGAGGACCACAAGCGCUGCCAGCUGGGACACUUUAUCCUGCAGAACCUGGGCCUGCUGACCGGGUUCGGCAUCAUGCUGCUCAUCGCCAUCUUCGAAGACCGCAUUGUUUUUGAUUUUGGCUUUUAGUGGAGAAGUAGAGAAGGGGGAGCUGGACCUGGAUGUAUCAAUAUUGUUCUUCUUGGCCUUAACACGCUUUGUUUGCAAUGUAACGGCCCAGUCUUGCAUGCAUUGUGGGUCCCGUUCACAGCCACCAUUCCAAACCAUGCAGCGGUAGUUUAUGCAUAUCUCAUGAUUCUGCCAGUGAUGUUUACUCUCCGCUCUUCCAUUACCUCUCUCAGCUCCAAUCUGUCUCCUCCCUGUGAAGAAAAAACAAAUAAAAACAGGUCCACUGAAAGACGAGGUAGACUUCAUGCCUCCUCUGCUUUGAACCCAACCCUCCAUCUUAAAAGAGAGCUGUAGACAGGUAGCACAGGAAGGAAGCGUGCUCGUUUCGGCCGAGGCAGCAGUCACGGCCCAGCAGCGCACCGCUAUGCAUCCAUCACCUGUUGUUAGUGUGUUGUCGCCGUACACCCCCCCCCCCCCCCCCCCCCCCCCCUCUCACCUCUCCUAUCCACCUUGUGCUGUGUCCCAUCACCCAUGCCUCGUACAUCUGUGGUGUGUGUUCCACCCUGCCACCCAUCUGAUGCCGUCAGGCUAUGUAUCAAACAUCUCGUGUCUGUCUGUGCCGAGCCCUGGCCACUGGAGCAGCACCGCAGCAGUGCCGGGGGCUCAGCGUAGCUAGCUUCUACAUCUGGAAUAAACCUUGUAGCUCUUGUUGCCUUACCUUCAAAAUAUGUCGACAAGCUAUAAACUGCAGGGUCAAAAUAGACAAGUGUUGCCUGAUUUUCCGUGGUCGAUCAUUGAAUCGGCCUAGUGUCGUCGUUUUUGCUGCAGCUUUCUCGAUCUAUCACUUGUGAGUUAUGUUUACCGUCUAAUUAGAUGUUGGGGAUUAUUAUUAAACCUUUGUAGUUCAUAGUUCUAGCUAACACAGCUGCCAACGCCUUUACAAAUUAGCCUUUAACAUUUGAAUGUUUUUGUUUAGAGACUAGAUGCCACAAACGUCAGACGGAUUAAUAAGGCCUUGGUAAUCUGUAGCCAGAGGAGCCAUAUCGUUGUCGGGCCUUCACAUUAAACCUUUUUUUACAGGAAUCAGGAGCUUCAGAAAAAAAGAACCGUCCCUUCCUGUCUCAAUUCAAGUGUUGUAGUGUACCAGAUGUAUUUAGGGAGCCUCUUUGAGUUCCUAAAAGGUGCUUUUUCCUCUAGUGGACAUUUCUUUACAGCAGGAGUUGGAGUGGUCACACUAAUGCAGAUUCUUUCUGAUGUACUGUAAAUACCUGAAGUCUUGAUAGUGUCAAUCGUUGAGCAGCUAAAAGCUGAUUCUUGUUGCUGCUAAAUACUAGUUUAAAAAAAGUACUUCUGUUAAAGAAUCAAUUUACUUCUUGACAAUCUUAAAGAGACCAAUCAAAAGACAGUGUUCUUGUAUCACAGCAGAACAAUAUACUGUGUGACAGCAUUCCCUACCAGAGUUUUAAAACCGUAGGAUAAGGAUUAGUGUGUGUGUGUGUGUGUGUGUAUAUAUAUAUAUAUACACACACACAUACUGUAUAUACAGUGUAUUUUCAAUCAUUCCUCUGGUAUGUUUCUGAGGGUUUAACUCUGCUGACUGUGCCAAAACUGGCCCAAAGUGUAGAUUUCAGUGGCUGGUGCUUGACACUUCGCCUUCCCAUCUUUUCCCCUCCCCCCCCCCCUACAUUCCAUUGGCUGUCCAGCGGCUCACAUGCUAUGCUAGUUAGCCUAGUGUCAGCUGCUGGAGCACACAAAUAAUGUGUGUGGCUUCAUUUAUCCUGUCACUGUGUGACAUCCAUCAUCUAUGUCUCAACUGGCUGUAAAUCAUUGUCAGACACAUUGGACUUGUGUUAUUGAUCUGACUGAAUCAUGCAUGAAGCAUGAGGGAAAUGGUACAGACAUUGUGUUGAGUGUAAAUUUGUUUUUGUUCUUUGUUCCGAAAAGUUAAACUAUUGACAACCUUUGUUACUUUUUUAAAUGAAUUGUGGCGAGACCAUGAGGAAUUCUUUGGGGUGUAGUGUAGGUGGUAUUAUGAGACUUGAUACAGGUGUGAGGACACAUACAUUUCUGCAUCACUUCUAUCUUUUUACAGACGUUUAUUAUUUAGUCUUAUGUUCAACACGACCCAAAUGUAUUUUCAUAACUUUAAGCACCAAGUAAAGUAAAACAUUUUCUGUUUUUUAAAAUAUGAGUUUAUUCAGUUGUUUGCUACAAUAUGCAUUUUGAUUGUGCUUUUUGUAUUUUAAAAGAUUACAAUCCUUUUUUGAAACAUUAUUUCUCUUUUGAGUUUCUGUAUUGUCUGUAUAAUUAAAAUCUAAACUGUCAAGUGUGCCCUAACAGUCAGUGACACUUGCCCCAAAGAACAAGCUUCUUCACUUCUUUUUUUGCAAAGAACUGUCUGUAAAAUGAAGGUCUAUGAUUGUUCUCAUUUUUGCUUUGUUGUAUGUAUGUUUGUUUAGUAUGCUGGAUAUAAAAUACAAAGUGUGACAUCCUUGCUGUUUGCCUGUGCAUUCUCUUCAUUACAGAAGGAAAAUAAACUCUGAAAAGAUC